Molecule: messenger RNA, 732 nt
Organism: Pistacia vera
Lineage: Eukaryota; Viridiplantae; Streptophyta; Magnoliopsida; Sapindales; Anacardiaceae
Product: glutathione S-transferase U8-like
Exons: 2
Coding region: 1-675 (224 amino acids)
Biological process (GO): glutathione metabolic process
Cellular component (GO): cytoplasm
Molecular function (GO): glutathione transferase activity
Source: RefSeq, a predicted model, not a curated record
AUGGAAGAGGUGAAAGUGAUUGGAGCAUCACUGAGCCUAUUCUGUGUCUUAAAUGAAUUGGCUUUAAAGCUCAAGGGUGUAGCGUAUGAGUAUAUAGAAGAAGACUUGAGAAAGAAGAGUAACCUGCUUCUCCAAUGUAAUCCUGUUCACAAAAACGUACCGGUGCUUCUGCUUAAUGGAAAAUCAAUCUCUGAGUCUUUAAUCAUCCUUGAGUACACAGAAGAGACAUGGAAAUACAUUCGUUUAUUGCCUGCAGAUCCCAUUGACAGAGCCAUGGUGCGUUUCUGGGCAAAAUUUGUUGAUGACGAGUGUUUGAUGGGUGCAUUUGGAGCUUGCUGGAAAAAAGGAGAAGAAAAGGACAAAGCAGUGGAGUCUGCAAUAGAAUCAUUUGCUUUUCUUGAGAAGCAGAUUGAAGGAAAGAAAUAUUUCGGUGGAGAAGAAAUAGGAUAUCUGGAUGUAGCAUUGGGUUGGAUCCCUCACUGGCUGACGGUAAUGGAACAAGUUGGAGAAAUGAAGUUGGUUGAUGGUGAGAAAUUGCCAUUGCUGAAUGAAUGGUGCCACAACUUCAUCCAAAUUCCACUCAUCAAAGAAAGCCUUCCCCCAAGAGAAAAGCUUGUCACCUAUUUCAAUGCUAGUGUAGGCUACAUGCGCUCUUUGGCACCCAACAACCAAUAAUAAGCUGAUCUUUACUCUUUAGUUUAUGGUUUAUUGCUUGGGACCUCUUGGAAAGAA